Messenger RNA from Bemisia tabaci, 747 nucleotides. RefSeq lists its product as uncharacterized. NCBI's taxonomy places the organism in Eukaryota, Metazoa, Arthropoda, Insecta, Hemiptera, Aleyrodidae. The record is from RefSeq and is a predicted model, not a curated record.
CUAUCGCAAACCAAAUGGGGCUUCUUAGGGAAAAGAGCUGCUUGAAGACCGACUAUGAAAACGACCCUAAAUCUGUGGCCCAAUUUUUGAAGGAUGAAAUGGCAACAGGCAGGACGCGCGGAUGGAUCCAGGAGCGGAGAGCGCGAGCGGGAAUCAGCAUUACCCUGGUUGGGAAAAUCGAGAACUGUCCAGGUUUUGAAAACAAAAAAUUGAGUGUAAAAGAUGUUAAGCUGGAACGAGUGACUCAAGACAUAAAUGGGUUGGCAGGCACUUUCGAGAUUCUUGAAGACGUCCCAGGUCCUCUAAAAAUAAAAUUGACGUUUUAUAAAUUCAUGAAAGGCAAGUGGGUGUACUUUUAUGAGAGAUUAUUCCACGACUUCUGUAAGAGGAUGGAAGAGGAAGGACAGGUUUGGACAAUCUUCACAAAAGCAGCGAAUUUAACGUCAUGCCCCAUUCUGAAGGGUGAUUAUAAAUUGAAAUACUCUUCAUUGACUUUAAAAUCAUUCACGCUGAAUCAGCUGUCAGGAAACUACAGAGUGACGAUCGAAUUCAUGGAAAAUGGCACUACAACGACUAGCUGCAUCAGGGCAUAUGCCAAGAUUCAAUGAUCAGCUGAAAAUAAGAGGGAGAAAAAACAGCACAUUCAACCUUCAUUGAUUCUUACAUCAUUCAUUGAUCAUUCAUUCAGGCAUAUUUGUAACUGCAUUAAUUGUUAAGCCUUAAAUAAAACAGUAAAUGCAACAUUUA